AGGGAGGAAAUGAGGAGAGAAGGAGAAAGAUGGGAGAGACCGUCACAGGAAGAGAAGCAGGAAGAUGAAAAUUUAGACGAGGAAGAAGAAGAAGAAGCAAGGAAAAUAAUAGAAGGGGAAAAUAGAGAGGAAGAUGAUAAUGACGAAGAAGACAAAAAUGAAGAAGAAGAGCAGGAUGUAGACGAAAACGGUGUUGAUGAAGAGGAAGACGGCGACGAUAAUGAAGAGGUAGGAGAGGGAGAAGCGGCGGAAGAUGAUGACCAAGAAUAUGGUGGCUCCGGCUCCGGCUCGGAUAAAGUGGAGGAAGAGCAGGAUGAGGAGGAAGAGGAGGAGAAAGAGGAGCCAGAGGAAGAAGAAAACGAGAGAGUUCCUUCACCCAAAUAUGACGGGUAAAUAAAAUCUGCGAAAAGAAAACCGUCAUAAAGAAGACUCAUAACCUACAGAGGAUCUUUUACUUCACCGCCAGCAGAACGAGCACCACCCAUUGUCAUACGCUCCAACCUUUCAGCCUGCGUCAGAUAGCGAGAUGGCAAAGAGUUGGAGAGAGACUUCUGUUUCUUUUUCUUCUGACUUUUUUCUUACUUUCAUUUUCUUUCUUUUAUUGUGCAAU
Molecule: messenger RNA, 610 nt
Organism: Solenopsis invicta (red fire ant)
Lineage: Eukaryota; Metazoa; Arthropoda; Insecta; Hymenoptera; Formicidae
Product: glutamic acid-rich protein-like
Exons: 2
Coding region: 10-393 (127 amino acids)
Source: RefSeq, a predicted model, not a curated record